Xyrichtys novacula (pearly razorfish) is the source of this 393-nucleotide messenger RNA. The record is from the annotation of a GenBank genome assembly. NCBI's taxonomy places the organism in Eukaryota, Metazoa, Chordata, Actinopteri, Labriformes, Labridae.
AUGACAAAAUUUCAAAUUCAACAAAUGACCUAUAUUCACAUUAAACAAUUGCCAAAAACUCAAGUUCAACGAACUCAGUUUAAAAAAGUGCCACAAAAUGAAGUUCAAAAACACCACAAACUCAAAUUCAAAAAACACACAAACUCAAGUUCAAAAACACCACAAACUCAAUUUCAAACACGAUACAAACUCAAGUUCAACAAACACCACAAACUCAAGUUCAACAAAUGUCACAGUUUCAAGUUCAACCAACACCCGAUUCUGAGGUUUAACAAUUUCCACAACCUCAAGUUCAAAAAACACCACAAACUCAAGUUCAAACACGCCACAAACUCAAGUUCAACAAACGCCACAAACUCAACUUCAAAAACACCACACAAACUGAAGUUCUAA